Messenger RNA from Phialemonium atrogriseum, 2275 nucleotides. RefSeq names its product Alpha/Beta hydrolase protein. Gene Ontology annotation, molecular function: serine hydrolase activity. The transcript is spliced from 5 exons. Lineage: Eukaryota; Fungi; Ascomycota; Sordariomycetes; Cephalothecales; Cephalothecaceae. The coding region runs from base 184 to 1842 and encodes 552 amino acids. The record is from RefSeq and is a predicted model, not a curated record.
CGAGGGCGACUCGAACAAAAUUAUUGCUCUUCCAGAGAGGCAGACACUGUUAAUUACCUUUUAACUAGGUGCCGGAUGCAGCAGCAGUAAUGCGUUAAGAGACUUGACACAAGAUUCCCCUCCAAUUAAUUAAUCAACACCCAACCCUCUCGAUCAGCACCAACAUCAGCCUCAGUAUCAGCCAUGGCUCAACAAACAGUCUCGGUUCAGCAUCCGGCCAUCGGCACCGUCAGUGGCAUCCGUCGACUUCCACAGGUGGAUCAAUUCUUGGGCAUCCAAUAUGCCACCCUGGCCGAUCGCUUCUCAAGGGCAACUCUUAUCGAGGCUUAUCCGAAUUCUAUAGACGGAACUGCCCUAGGUCCCCUGCCUGUCGCCGACCCAGCCGGAUGUGAUAAUGAGCAGUUGUUGCUCCAACACGCACUCCCUCACCCAACCUACACAUUCAGCGACACCGAGUGCCUCACUUUAAAUGUAGCCGCCCCGUCAGAGCAGUCGGCCACUCCGCUACCCGUCCUCGUCUUCGUUCAUGGCGGCGGCUUCGUCACGGGGAGUGCCAACUGGCCGCAGUGGGACGUUGCCGCCAUCGUGGAGAAGAGCAUCGAGGCCAAGAGCCCAAUCGUUGCCGUGAGCAUCAAUUACCGCCUGGGACAUUUUGGCUUCCUGACCUCGGCUGCCCUGCGGGAUGCGGGAUAUCUACCCAAUAACGGCCUGUACGACCAGAAAGUCGCCUUCCGAUGGAUUCAGAAAUUCAUCCAUGGGUUUGGGGGUGACCCUAACAACGUCACCUACCUGGGGAACAGUAUCGGGGCCGCUUCUGGCUUCAUCCAUCUGCAGAGUGGGGAGCGAUUAUUCAAGCGGCUGGCCGCUCUGGGUGGCAGUCCGCUCAUCCGCCCAUUCCCCACCGAAGUCGCAGAAUUCGCAUACGGGAUGGUCACCAAGGCCCUUGGGCUUGAGUCCCUCUCGCCGGCGGAACAGGUGCGGGCUCUUCUCGAGAUGCCUGCUGCCGAUCUCGAGGCUAAAUUGCGCAAUGUGCCCGCCCCCGUUUGUUCCGUCGUCGACGGCGAUGUCAUUCGAGGCGUGACGACGUACGAUGUCCUUUCCAAACCCCAGGAAGUGGACCGCCUGUUUCCUGGAAUCGGGUCGGUCAAGGAUGUUCUGUUGGGCAGCUGCCAGUUCGAUGGCAUGAUCUUUGCGGCAACAGCUCUUCCCGGUCGCAAGGAUGACUUAGCAGCCACCCUAGAGCAGUCCCUGAGAGCCGCACUGAAAUCCGACGCGGACUCUCUAGUCCCAUCGAUCCUCUCGCUGUACGGCCUCGACAAAGCCAGCGUGAUGGACACCAAGACCAAGACCCUCGCUGUCACCGGCUUCCUCCACGACAUCUGCUUCGGCCAGGGCGCGAGGGCUACAGCCCAGGCCUGGGCCGACGCCCGCGACCGCCACGGCACGACCACGCGCCUCAUGCACUUCGACGCCCCGAACCCCUGGCCGGGCGCCUACGCAGGCUACGCCACCCACGCCCUCGAAGUCGCCUUCGCCCUGCAGAACUACAACGCCCACCUGGCGCCCGGCCAGCGCGCUUGCGCCGAGAGGCUCGGCCGCGACCUCAUCGCCUUCGCUAGCGGGAGGGGGCCGUUCCCGCCGUUUGGCGGCGAGAACGGCGGCGUCGAGAUGGUCUACACUGCCGGUGUCGCGGCCGAGACCGACGGAUCGACGCUCUUGGCGGCGGCGGAGGCGGGCGGGAAGGGGCGGCGGGCCAAGUUGGUGGAGAUCGUCGGGGGUAAGCCCGAGAUGUUGGACAAGCUGUCGGAUGCGUUUGGUUUGUUCCUGCGAGGCCCGCAGUAGCUGGGUGCUUUGUGAAAUUCCCUCUUGGCGGUAAUAAUUGCGGACUAAUUAGUUGUUGCUGCUGUACGUCCUUGUAGCUGAAAAAUUGUCCCCAAAGAUGCUGGGUCGUGGGCUGACUGAUUAAAAACUGAUGUCCGGAGGAAGCGUUCUUGCUGCAGUCCCAAAAGGAAUUAGAGCUCACCUGCCUGGCCUCCAGAGCCCGCUCCGUGUCCUUAACCAACGUCAGAGACACUAUAACAGACCUCUACUCGGCAAAACUUGACAAAGGUCCCAUGCGAGAGCAACGUGAUAACCGCACAGGCUUACAUCUGGAGAAACCCAGUCCAGGAGUCUCCCCCGUGAACGUCGUUACCUUCAAAACUAUCCAGCGCGCUUGAGAACGGGUAGCGGCUGGUUCUAGUGUUCCUUCUGCUCCAAGCUUAUUAUCAUCUCC